Closterium sp. NIES-67 is the source of this 2408-nucleotide messenger RNA. The record is from the annotation of a GenBank genome assembly. NCBI's taxonomy places the organism in Eukaryota, Viridiplantae, Streptophyta, Zygnematophyceae, Desmidiales, Closteriaceae.
CAGUGAUGAGUGGUUUGCCCGCGGCAACACCGGCACCCCCCCCCGCUGGUCCUCCCUCUCUCCUCGCCCCACUCCUCAGGAAGUUCGUACCUCCCCUCUUUUUCAGCCCGUCUCCUCCCCCUUGGCCCACCAGGCCGUCUCUCAGCAUCAGCAGCAGCAGCAGACUCCGCAGCAGAUCCUGCCGCAGCCGUUUCAGCAGCAGCAGCAGCAGUUCCAGCAGCAGCAGCAGCAGGGGCAGCAGCACCUCUUCUCCCAGUUGCAGCAGCAGCUCCAGCAGCUCCAGCAGCAGCUUGACCUCCAGUCACAGCUCCCCCUUGCACCUCCUCCUAUGGCUCCCCCCCAGCAGCCCUACCCCGCUUGGACCGCCGGCACCGCCGCUUCCGCAGCUCACCUCUCGGGCGCGUCUCCCGCGCCCUCAGCCACAGGCAGUGUGACUCCUUUCCCCUCCUCUGGUUUUGUUGGCAUGGUUAGCCAGGCUGGAACCCCCGCCCCUUCUAUGUAUUCGGCUGCUAUUAAUGAGAAUAAUGGUGUGGCCGAGAGCCGUGUUCGGGAGAUCACCAAGAUUGCUCGGUGCCUCCUCGUCCAUGCCUCUUGCCCCCCUUCUCUGUGGGGCUAUGCCCUCCUUCACGCCACCCUCCUUACUAACCUGUACCCCCACCCUAUCCUUCCCUCCACCACUCCCACCGAGCUCUGGACGUCGGCCAAGCCUGACGUCUCCUCCCUCCGUGUGUGGGGCUCCAGGGCGUAUGUCCUCAUUCACCCUGCGGACCGCCCCCGCACCAUGGGAAAGCUCGCCUCCCGUACUCUCCCCUGCAUCUUCCUUGGUCAUAAUCCCUCCUCCCCGGACUACCUCUUCCUUCACCCCCCCUCAGUCCUAGGUGCCCCGCCUCCUGUUAUCCUCUCUUCCUCUCCCUUGCCUCCUCUCUCCCCUCUCAUGGACCUCCUUUUUCAGACAGUCUUACAACAAAACACUAGCCCAACCCUGCCGUCGAGCUCCAGUACAGCAGCCCCACCAGCAGCAGCAACAGCUGCAGCAGCAGUUCCACCCACCGCAGCAGCACCAGCAGCAGCAGCCGUCGCUCCUUCCUCGCCUUCACCCGCAGCAGCAGCAGUGGCGGCAGCAGAUGCAGCAGUAGCAGCCGCCUCAGCAGCAGCAGCAGCAGAUGCAUCCUCAGCAGCAGCAGCAGCAGCAGCGGCAGCAUCAGCAGCUGCACGCUACGCUGUCGACUUCUUCGACACCUUCUCUCCCACCGCCAAGCCCGCUACCAUUCGCGCAGUCCUCGACCUCGCCGCUCGCCUCAACAUGGAGAUUCACUCCAUGGAUGUCUCCAACGCAUUCCUCCAAGGGGUCUUGCGCGAGCUCAUUUACAUGGAGCGUCCUGCCGGCUUCCAUCUCCCCUUUCCGUCCGACUCUGUCUGGCAGCUGCGUCGGCCGGUCUAUGGGCUCAAGCAGGCACCAAGGGAGUGGCAUGCCAAGCUUGCUGCCACCCUCGCCGAGCUUGGCUUCAGCACCUCCCGUGCCGACCCCAGCCUCUUCCUCCGCACCUCCCCCUCCCCCUUCUACAUCCUCGUCUAUGUCGACGAUAUGAUCCUCAUCACUGCCGACUCCGCCGAGCUCGAGCGCGUCAAGCGUGAGCUUGGCAGCCGGCUCAAGUGUAAGGAUCUAGGGGAGCUGCAGCACUAUCUCGGCAUGGAGAUUACCCGCGACCGUGCUGCUCGCACCAUCUCCCUCUCCCAAGGCCACUACCUGCAGCAGGUCUUGGAGCGGUUCGACAUGGCUCGAGGCACCCCUCAGGUCACCCCUCUUCCUGUUGGGCACCACCUCACUCCCCUCACCUCCCCCUCCUCCUCCUCCCACCCCUACGCUGAGCUCAUCGGCUCUCUCAUGCUGAGGACCCCGAAGGGGAAGAGGGCGGGGAGGCGUGUACCGUCGAUUGGGACACGUUCGGGAACAUUGGGGGGAAGAAGAAGAGUGGCACCAAGGCCCGAGGUAAGAAGAGGCCAAAGAAGGGCAACGCUUCCCGAAAGCGGAAGGAGAACGUGGUCGAGGAGGAGGAAGAGGAGGAGGAGGAGGAGGAGGAGGAGGUUGCAGAGGGCGAUAGCGAUAGCAGCGACGAGCCUGUCAAGAGGGCCAAGGGGGGAUCCCCAUGGGAAUGCAGUGACGGCGAGAGUGGGGAGGAGGAGGAGGAGCAGGGGGAGGAGGAGGAUGAGGAGGAGCAGGGCUAGGCGGAUGAGGUCUAGGCAGAGAGGGACUAGGAGGAUGAGGCUGAGCAGCAGGAGGACACGGAGGAGGAGAGGGGGAGUAGGACGAGGACGACAUAUGGACGGGGGAGGACAUGGGGGGGAAGGACUAGGGGGGGUAGGACUGGGGGGGGAGGACUAGGGGGGGGGAGGACUAGGGGGAUGAC